UACAAUAUUAAGAGAAUUUAAAUGUUUAAAAUGGCGCGAAGGAUCCAACCUGCUUCUACCUUUAGAAAAUGUUCUUCAUUAGCCUUUGUCCCUCGGCAUUCUCAAUCCAGAAACGAAGAUAUUGAGAAAUUAACCGAGUUUUUGACAAAAUAUAAUAAUAUUUUCCUGCUCACAGGUGCAGGUAUAUCUACUGAAAGUGGUAUCCCAGAUUACCGAAGUGAAGGUGUUGGCCUGUAUGCUACCUCUACUAAGCGACCUAUUCAGCAUAAAGUAUUUAUGGAGAGUUCUAAAGCAAGGCAGAGUUAUUGGGCCAGGAAUUAUAUUGGUUGGCCGAGAUGGUCUAAUUUUCAACCAAAUAUUAAUCAUUUAACUCUCGCCAGGUGGGAGGCUACAGGCAGAAUCAGUCACCUGGUGACCCAGAAUGUUGACCAGCUUCAUCUGAAGGCUGGAAGCAGGGAUAUUACUGAACUUCAUGGAACUAAUUCAGUUGUCACAUGUAUGAGCUGUUCCCACCGAAUGCCGCGCAUGCUUUUUCAACAAAUUCUUUCAGAAGCCAAUCCAAGUAUGAUUCCUAGGUGUGCAGAAAUACGUCCAGAUGGUGACGUUGAACUCUCUGCUGAAGAGGUUACUAACUUCAGAGUUCCUGAUUGUCCUAAAUGUGGAGGAAUAUUAAAACCUUUUGUCGUCUUCUUUGGAGAUAAUGUUCCUCGACCUAGGGUAGACCAGGUCCGGAAAAAACUGUCAAAUUCAGAUUCAAUGUUAGUCAUCGGAUCUUCACUCUACGUAUUCUCUGCUUUUAGGAAAUCAGUUGUAAAAUGUAAUCCUACAAUUUAUUCCAUAUAUUUUACAAUGUAAGAAUUUUAAUAAUGUAGCGUUGCCAUCUACCUUAUUUUUUAAUGCCGCUGAACAUU
This is a messenger RNA of Eurytemora carolleeae, 911 nucleotides long. Its product is annotated as NAD-dependent protein deacylase Sirt4-like. The record is from RefSeq and is a predicted model, not a curated record. The transcript is spliced from 9 exons. Bases 22 to 855 code for a protein of 277 amino acids. Lineage: Eukaryota; Metazoa; Arthropoda; Copepoda; Calanoida; Temoridae. Gene Ontology annotation, molecular function: NAD+ binding.